Messenger RNA from Lottia gigantea (owl limpet), 474 nucleotides. RefSeq lists its product as hypothetical. Bases 1 to 474 code for a protein of 157 amino acids. Lineage: Eukaryota; Metazoa; Mollusca; Gastropoda; Lottiidae. The transcript is spliced from 6 exons. The record is from RefSeq and is a predicted model, not a curated record. Gene Ontology annotation, molecular function: transmembrane protein transporter activity. Gene Ontology annotation, cellular component: TIM23 mitochondrial import inner membrane translocase complex; mitochondrial inner membrane. Gene Ontology annotation, biological process: protein import into mitochondrial matrix.
AUGGCAGAAUAUACGCGUGAUCCUUGUCCGUACCGGAUACUGGAUGAUUGUGGGGGAGCGUUUUCUAUGGGUGUGAUCGGGGGUUCAGUAUUUCACAGUAUAAAAGGUUUCAGAAAUGCACCAAGUGGUAAUUUCAGAAGAAUGUAUGGCAGUCUUGCUAUGGUCAGAGAAAAGGCACCUAUUACUGGGCGCAAUUUUGCAGUGUGGGGAUUUUUAUUUUCAUCAAUAGAUUGUUUAUGUGUAUAUGUUCGGAAGAAGGAAGAUCCAUGGAACUCUAUAUUUAGUGGGGCUGCUACAGGGUUUGCAUUGUCUUUCAGGGAUGGGUUAAAAAAGGGUGUUGGCUCAGCAGUAGUUGGUGGGGUAUUAUUAGCUAUGAUUGAAGGAAUGGGUAUUUUAUUUACAAGAUAUUCUGCAGAACAGUUUAAUCCAGGUAACUUCCAUUUUUCACCUGUUUUUCAGAUCUUGUUGUUCUGA